GGGUUUUAUGGUGGCUUCUUUAAUCCAUUCUCAUUAUGCAUUUGGGAACAUGAGUUGGGUGCUAGAAUUUGCCUCUCCAACUUUGGAUUCUUUCUAAAGGUGACUGUAUGCCAGACGUGUGGUGACAGGGGCUUCUCUGUGGCGUUUAUUUACUGUGAUAAAUGCCAAGCUUAUGCUGUACACCGUUAUUGUUUAGAUAAAUUACCGGCAACUUUAGAGGAGUAUGUUGUUUGGUUUUGUGUGGACUGUGAACCAAAGGUUGCAGAAUUAUCUACUCUCCAGCAGGCUCUCCCUGCGAUUGGCUUUCAACUGAGAUUGAAGGAGGGCAAUCCUGUUAGAAAACUGAAGGGGGAGAAUGACAUAAAAGAAUUAAAGAAGAACAAGAAGAAUAAUGAGAGUGAAUACGACAGUGGCUCGUUGGCUAUAUCAGAGGUGCAAAGACAAAGUAGCCCCUCGCUUCUACGCCCUGAGAAUCUUGAAAAAGACGAGACACUGAGAAGAUCAUUGGAAGUGGGUAGGCCUAGCUCUGAUAAAGAGGCCAGACCUUUUGAAGCUGAAAUCGUUUCUUCAAACACUUGUUCAUCUUCAAGAGUAUCAGAUUGGGUUAACAGGGAUGAGGAAGCUGAAUCUGCCAACAUUAGAACAUCUCUUGUAGCCAUCAAUGACCAUUUAAAUGUCAUAGAGCAUAGUCCUUUGGACCCUAGGCAGAGGCAACUGGAUGGGGUGUAUUCUGAUGAAGCAGCUGACAAUGUUAAAACUAAAACAACUCUUGUGGCUACAAGUAACCAAAUUCCAAAACACUAUUAUGUGCCUGCACGGCCAAUAUUUGAACCAAUAUGGAGGGGAAGUUUCCGUCUCUAUGAUGAAAAUCUUGCUGUUGGAAUUGUAGCCCAUCUGUCUAGCUUAGCAUGCUUGAAAGUUUGUGAGAUGGCAAAAUGCUUACCUGAAUCGCUUUUCUUAGAGUUGCUUCCAAGAUGUGAUGUGUGGCCAAAAGGCUUUAAGAAAUGGGGGCCAAGUGAAGAAAGUAUUGCUCUCUAUUUCUUUCCAAAUGAUGAAAGGGACGUGAAGAUUUUUUACAAUCUAGUAGAUAAGGUCAUUGUCCGAGAUCUUGGCAUGAGAGCUGUAGUUCAAGAUGUAGAACUCCUAGUUUUCACUUCUAACAUAUUGCCACUGCACCUUUGGAGGUUCCAGGAGAAGUUCUAUCUGUGGGGGGUGUUUAGGGCAAAGCAAGCUUCACAUUUAACAAAUGUAGUUCAUGGAGAGGAGAAAAACCCUUUGAAGGCUUUAACCUGUAAUCCAAGGAGUCCUAUUAGUCCUUUAAGCGACCGUGGGAUUUCUAUUUCUGGCUAAGGGAACUCUUUAAAUUGCACAUAAGUCUUGAUUUAGGUUGUGAAUGAAUAGAUGUUGGUUAGAAUGACUGGGAUCCAAACAUGCAUAGAACUAAAGGUGAGUAACUCUUUUGGAUACCUUAAAAGAUUUUCUUUUUCCCACUUUUUGGUCAAUAUUUGCUAUUGCUACGCGAGUAAUUCGAUAUCUCUUGUCUGAGCUUGUACAAAUAACUAGUAAAUUGAAAGAAAAAGAGUAGAGAAUGUCUCCUCUCCAACAAGUAAUUUUUUAUUGCAGGAAUCAUACAUCAUACAUGAAUUUGAUUUGUAUGCAUACAUGCAUACAGA
Messenger RNA from Theobroma cacao (cacao), 1673 nucleotides. The record is from RefSeq and is a predicted model, not a curated record. NCBI's taxonomy places the organism in Eukaryota, Viridiplantae, Streptophyta, Magnoliopsida, Malvales, Malvaceae.